AUGCGAGUCCACACAACGCAGCGCCUGUCGUACCGCACGAACGGGCGCCACAACGCGCACCGAGCGGCUCCCCACGACGACAACAUCCUGCGCACGCCAUCGUCCGCGUACGACCAGGUCCGAGUGAGCGGUUUCUCGCCCGUGCGUCUCGACAGUUGGCGCUGCUUCCGCUCGCUGUCACACGCGUACGCGCCCGUGUGUCCGUCCGACUCGUCGUCCGUUGCGCGGGGCCCUGCGCGCUUCCACGUUGGGAUUGAGCUCAAGCAGAUUCUCACCCGGACAACGACCGCUCAAGUGCGCAAGACAAAGAUCAUCUGCGCGAUUGGACCGGCGUCGUGGUCGGUCGAGAUGUUGGGGCAGCUGCUGGAUGCCGGGAUGGAUGUUGCCAGGUUGAACUUCUCACAUGGAGACCAUCAAGUGCACCUGAAGAGUCUGAUGAAUCUGAGGGCAGCCAUGGCGGCACGACCGGGUCGUCACUGUGCCGUGCUGUUGGAUACGAAAGGCCCAGAGAUUCGAAGCGGCUUUCUGAAGAGGCAUCGUCCUGUACACUUGAAGGCUGGACAGACGUUAGAGGUCACGACGGAUUAUGGCGUGGAAGGUGACAGCGCUUGCAUUGCCUGCACGUAUAAACAGCUGCCAACGUCCGUAUCAGCUGGCUCUACGAUUCUAUGCGAUGACGGGGGACUCGUGAUGACAGUCCUCGAAUGCUUGCCAGAGUCGAUCAUUGUGCGAGUGCACAAUGACUAUGUUCUAGAGGAGAAGAAGAACAUGAAUCUACCAGGAGCGGCAAUUCAGAUACCCGGCAUCACGGAAAAGGAUCGAGACGAUCUGCUGAACUUUGCGAUUCCGAAUGGCGUCGAUAUAGUUUCAGGUUCGUUUGUGCGCUCUGCUGCAAACGUGCGUGCGAUACGAAACUGCCUUGGCGAAGCGGGUCGACACAUUCGUGUUCACGCUAAGAUUGAAAGCCUGGAGGCUCUGCAGAACAUCGACGAGAUCAUUACUGAAGCUGACGGCAUUCACGUAAGUCGUGGCGAUCUCGGAAUGGAGCUGUCACCCGAACGAGUGUUCUUAGCGCAGAAGGUGAUAAUCAGCAAAGCCAACCGCGCUGGGAAGCCCGUGGUCACGUCUACACAACUGUUACAGUCUAUGACAAAGAAAGUUCUUCCUUCCAACGCGGAAUGCACCGAUGUCGCAAACGCCGUGUUAGAUGGCACCGAUGCUAUGAUGUUAUCAGCAGAAACUGCCAAAGGCAUGUACCCGAAGGAAGCAGUUGAAACCAUGGCCAGGAUUUGUGUCGAAGCCGAGCAAGCGCUCGACUACGCCGAAGUGUACCGCCUGCAUCGGGCUGCAAACCGAUGCCACGGAACCCUGUGCGAAUCUGUUGCCAGCUCGGCUGUCGAGAUCUCGUUGGACAUGGACGCCAAGCUGAUCGUUUCGAUCACCGACACAGGUUGCAGUACGAAGCUGCUUGCCAAGUAUCGUCCGAAGGCUAACAUAUUGGCUGUCACAUCCUCUACGUUGACGUCGCGUCAGCUUGCUGGAGUAUCGAGAGGAGUGACAGCGCUGCUGGUGGAAUCUAUGACAGGUAUAGAAUAUCUUACAACGAGAGCCAUCACCUUUGCAAAGGAGACGGGCUUGAUAAAGAGCGGUGGAGUUGUUGUUCUCGUUCACGGACUCGAUGAUUCCGUAUCGCCGUCAGCUAACGUGGUCAAGGUGAUUGAGGUUGCCAGAUGA
Hyaloperonospora brassicae is the source of this 1734-nucleotide messenger RNA. Lineage: Eukaryota; Oomycota; Peronosporomycetes; Peronosporales; Peronosporaceae. The record is from the annotation of a GenBank genome assembly.